AUACAAGUUUUGCUUUUACAGGAACCUGCAAACUAUGAAUUCUCUUACGAUGUGAAUGCACCCGAAUAUGGUGUUGAGUUUGGUCAUCAGGAGAGCCGUCAAGAUGAUUUUGCCAAAGGAUCCUACUACGUCCUGCUGCCUGAUGGCAGGAAACAACUGGUUGAGUACACAGCUGACCAGGAAGGAUACAAACCAACAGUCACCUAUCAAGAAGCAAGUGGCAACGGCAAUGGCUAUUCUAAUGGAAAUGGAAAUGGUUACUCCAAUGUAAAUGGCAAUGGUUACUCCAAUGGAAAUGGCAAUGGUUACUCCAAUGGAAACGGCAAUGGUUACUCCAAUGGAAAUGGCAAUGGUUACUCCAAUGGAAAUGGCAAUGGUUACUCCAAUGGAAACGGCAAUGGUUACUCCAAUGGAAACGGUAAUGGCUACUCCAAUGGAAACGGUAAUGGUAAUGGAAAUGGCAAUGGAUAUUCAAAUGGAAAUGGCAACGGUUACUCCAAUGGGAACAGUAAUGGUGGAUACCAAUACAAGAGAUAACUAUUCAAUCAACUAUAGAAAUCAACUCAAUAUUAUAAUGGAUCUCUGAAGAAUGAUAUACUGAUGACUACUUCUAAGAUGUCAUGUUAUGUAUAUAGCUAUGGUUUUUUAUUUAUUUAAGAAAUUUAUGCAUUUUUGUAAAAUGUGAACAUGUAAAUAAGCUUUUAUAAGAGAAUAUUUUUGUAUUUGUGAAUAAAACUUUGCUCAGUCAUUAAAAA
Molecule: messenger RNA, 755 nt
Organism: Nilaparvata lugens (brown planthopper)
Lineage: Eukaryota; Metazoa; Arthropoda; Insecta; Hemiptera; Delphacidae
Product: aspartate and glycine-rich protein-like
Exons: 1
Cellular component (GO): extracellular matrix
Source: RefSeq, a predicted model, not a curated record